This is a messenger RNA of Paramuricea clavata, 170 nucleotides long. NCBI's taxonomy places the organism in Eukaryota, Metazoa, Cnidaria, Anthozoa, Malacalcyonacea, Plexauridae. The record is from the annotation of a GenBank genome assembly.
AAAUACGGUCGAGUUGCAAGCAGAAGAACGAAACGCACGCGAGGGAUUCUACGACGGAAGAGACGAAAGAGGAUGCCUCUUCAAAGGAACCGCUGAAGGCGAACGCAAGGAGUACAGUUGUUACUAAAUACUUCCUACGAAGUCAGAACAAUCGUAAAGAUACUGUGUGA